This is a messenger RNA of Oikopleura dioica, 453 nucleotides long. NCBI's taxonomy places the organism in Eukaryota, Metazoa, Chordata, Appendicularia, Copelata, Oikopleuridae. The record is from the annotation of a GenBank genome assembly.
AUGUUUAUCUUUUCUAUUCUGACUCUGUACGAUGAACACAUCAAUUUAGAGUAUAACAUGGCGGAAUCUCAAGUCAGUCUCGCAGUUUUGAUCUAUUUUGGGAGGAUUUUUACGGUUUUCUUUUCUCUUUUUGAAGCUGGACUUCUACUUUACAAAGGUCUGACGCUUCCCUUCGAAGUCGAGCGACUUGUGACAGACUCUGUCUGUCUCAUUGCCUUCCUUGGAGUCGACCUUAUCCGUUUGUCGGUUGCUGAUAGUGGAAAUAAAGCCGCCGCUCGAUCUCCGAUUGGCCUCUCUCUUGCUCUCACCGUUCCAGCAGUACUUCUUUCAGUCUACUUCUAUCAGUGGCAAACUUAUGUUCUUUCGAUUGAACAAACCAUCGUCAUUAUGUAUUGGACGAUCGCCGGAAUCCAAAUCUUACCCAAAUUCAUCGGUCUUGGAAUUUACAACUGA